This is a messenger RNA of Castor canadensis (American beaver), 1879 nucleotides long. RefSeq names its product capping actin protein of muscle Z-line subunit beta (gene Capzb). Gene Ontology annotation, biological process: negative regulation of filopodium assembly; barbed-end actin filament capping; cell morphogenesis. The record is from RefSeq and is a predicted model, not a curated record. NCBI's taxonomy places the organism in Eukaryota, Metazoa, Chordata, Mammalia, Rodentia, Castoridae. Gene Ontology annotation, molecular function: actin filament binding. Gene Ontology annotation, cellular component: cytoplasm; F-actin capping protein complex.
AGAAGCUGGCGGCGUGGGGGGCGGGCCGGGCCGGGGCGGGGCGGGGAAGGAAGGUGGCGGCGGCCCGGCGCUGGGGGAGGGGGGCGCUGACCCGGAUGUUCACUCCUGGGCACCCGGGGAAGUGGAAGCGCCGGGCCCUACUGCGGGGGGGAGAGCCUCAGUCGCCGGUACCGGGACCGCCGCCACCGCCGCCACCAUGAGUGAUCAGCAGCUGGACUGUGCCUUGGACCUAAUGAGGCGACUGCCUCCACAACAAAUUGAGAAAAACCUCAGUGACCUGAUCGACCUGGUCCCCAGUCUGUGUGAAGAUCUCCUAUCUUCUGUUGACCAGCCACUGAAAAUUGCCAGAGACAAGGUGGUGGGGAAGGAUUACCUUUUGUGUGACUACAACAGAGAUGGGGACUCCUAUAGGUCACCAUGGAGUAACAAGUAUGACCCUCCUUUGGAAGAUGGGGCCAUGCCGUCUGCUCGGCUGAGAAAGCUGGAGGUGGAAGCCAACAAUGCCUUUGACCAGUACCGAGACCUGUAUUUUGAAGGUGGCGUCUCGUCUGUCUACCUCUGGGAUCUGGAUCAUGGCUUUGCUGGAGUGAUCCUCAUAAAGAAGGCUGGAGAUGGAUCAAAGAAGAUCAAAGGCUGCUGGGAUUCUAUCCAUGUGGUAGAAGUGCAGGAGAAGUCCAGUGGCCGCACUGCCCAUUACAAGUUGACCUCCACGGUGAUGCUGUGGCUGCAAACCAAUAAAUCUGGCUCGGGCACCAUGAACCUUGGAGGCAGCCUUACCAGACAGAUGGAGAAGGAUGAAACUGUGAGUGACUGCUCCCCACACAUAGCCAAUAUCGGGCGUCUGGUAGAGGACAUGGAAAAUAAAAUCAGAAGUACGCUGAAUGAGAUCUACUUUGGGAAAACAAAGGAUAUCGUCAACGGGCUGAGAUCUCUUGACGCUAUCCCUGACAACCACAAGUUUAAGCAGCUGCAGAGGGAGCUCUCGCAGGUGCUGACCCAGCGCCAGGUCUACAUCCAGCCUGAUAACUGAGUCGAUCCAGGUCUGUGCAGACUUUUGCAGACAAAUCAAAACAAGAAGCUCUUAAAAAUGACCUGGUGGAGGCUUUGAAGAGAAAGCAGCAAUGUUAAACCUCUGCUUCAUGCUAACCGGAUGCCAUGCACUCGUUAGAUUCCUUUCUUAGAAAACUCAUGUUCUGCUCCCUCUCCCUUGCCCCUUCCCUCCCGCAGGUCACAUAACGAUUUACGUCACCGCGCACACAGCGCCAUCUCUCCCACCAAUAAAGCCCAGUAACCAUCUCCUUGGCUCUGAGGCCCGCUUCCCACCACGUUUUGCUAUUGAGACUCAGUACUUCCAUAGAGACCAUGUGUUUUUUGUUCGCCUGGGCCCCGUCUUCCUCCCUUUCCCAUUUAUAGGCAUAAAUACACUGUCUGUCAGCCACCCCCUCCCUCCCACCUUUUUGUUACAUUGGUGUAAAAAAUGUAAAACAAAAAUUUUAUGAAAUAACUGUGGUGUGUGAAAGAUAGAAGAAAAACUGGAAAUCUGAUUCCAUGUGUGUUUGGGAGUUGCUUGGGGUCGGGGGGACAGCGGACAGCUCUGGAGGAAGGAGAGGUGGCCCUCAGCACUGUCCUGCGCAGAUGUGCCCCUGCGCCGUGGAGUCCGCGGUGGAGGGUGGAGGCCAGCAACCGUCUGCUCUUUUGGCCAGGUGCUUUUCUGUCAAUUUUUAUGGAAUGCAAAAGGAGUUUUUUGUUUUAUUUUGGUUUUUUUUUUGUAAAGCUUAAACAAAAAAUCUACAUCUUAUACUUGAGCCUCCAUACUUAAAAAAAAAAAAGGAAAAAAAGAACAAAAAAAUAAAUAAAAAGAAACUGGGACGCAGUUAGC